CUCCCAUGUGCGACGCGUGACGACCCUCACGUGUCGCUCGCUGUGUUGCUCGACCUCAGCCAAAGAAUUUGGCCGGAUGGGGUCAUUUGCUUGAGCUCCAAAUCGCGCCGUAAAAGGGGGAGACACUCAAAGAAUGUGUCGCCAAUACGAAAUAGAUGAUUCCAUGUUGCAUCAUGUGGUUCGCCAAGCGCCAGUUGGCUUGCGUUGCAGCAAAGCGUGUCGACCCCAACAAUAAACAACAACUACCACCCCCAAGAAAGCGGUCUAAUUUGCCUUCAGCACGCAGUGACAUAUGCCACACCACUUAUCAGAAGGAUCACCUGCCUCUGCAAUCAGCGUACUUUUUCGCGCAAUCUCAUCGCCACCGCGAUUUUGCAACCUCAUCUCUGUUUUGUUGUCACGAGAAUCGUUGGCGCGAAUAAACGCUUGAGUGAAUUCCGCUUCACUUAGCGCGCCUCAUGCCACGCGGCCACAGUUCGGCGUAAAAACCGUCUACGCCAUGUUCGAACCUGUACCGUCCCGUAUUUGUGUGGCCGAAGUUUUGUGGCCUCGCCGCCAUAUGACGCUUUGUGUGCUUGUGUUUGCGAGGGGUGUGUUUGUGUGCGUUGAGGGGGUGUGAGAGCGACUGUUGCUAUAAAUAUAAGUAAUUGUCGGAUGAACCUCACUGUGGCAUUCGGUGGAAAACCGUAGAGAAGCAAACAGUGUACAAAGCGUUACAGCAAGUGGAAACGUUAAUUCAGCGUUGUGUACAAUUUCACAACAUCGCUUAAUCGUUUUGAGUGCAAACUAGAAGAAGAAAAAUCGAACCAACAUCUGUUUGGGGACUACCUUUGGAGGAAAAGUUAAAACUGGCUCAUAAGUGCAACAGCACAAACGGAAAAUUAAACAUGGUUGUCGUAAAAGAAUCCAUUCCCACCUAUUCUAAGGUUGGCUUCAAAACUGUAGGAAUAAGCCUAAACGUUCGAACAACCCUGGUGGCGGCAUUGGCUCAGCAUCGAGUUGUGGUGGGAAUGUCCAAUGCCAUUCGUAGCCUUACGGAGGAACCACAGAAAUUCCUGUUCUGUUUUAUGGCCCCAACAAAGUUUCCCGACAGCGGGACCCACAUGCAGCAAGUGUUGCUGGAGGCAUUCUGUUUCGAGAACGAUAUUUAUAUCAUAAAAGUCGACAGCGCGGAAAAAUUGGGUCGACUGCUGGGCUCCUCGUCGCUAGCCUCAUGUGCUCUGGUGCGAAAAUGUCCCUGCUCCAGUGGAGAGGAUAAGUACACCCGAAGCGAGAACAUUUUGAUCGAUCACUGCGAGUUCUAUUGGGACGAACCCACCAAACCGGUGAUUAAAUUACCUGAUAAGUGAACACGGUAGCCGGUGCUUGACGGCAAAUGUCGUCUGUGGUCUAUUUGAACAACGAUAAGUUCAUAACUGAGCGUGAAAAAACAAAAAGGGCUGAUAAAGCUUGCUCUUUUUUGUCGCGCAAACGAAGCUCACGUUAUAGUGAGACUAGAUAAAGUGCGCGAUACUGAUUGAAGUGCCGAAGUGUUGUGAAGAGAUACUCAAGCAGAAGCAUCCGAUUAACGAAGACGGUAUUUUAACGUAGAAUGGACAAUAUUUAGGCACUAGCUGUGCGUUAUUACAACUCUAUGGAUAAAAGAUAGUAUUAUCUUUAACAACGAUUCGUUCGGAGAGCCACGAGUACUCUCAAUAAGCAUGGACACUCGUAUGGUUUCGGAUAUGGAUUAUGUUAUGUACUUUACAUUGAAAAAUGGUGUUAUAGGCAUACUGGUAACUAAUAUUGUAUGUUUCAAUUACAUUACCUUAGUUAUACUAUAAUCCAAUUAACAAAGGAAAGGAAUAAAUACAAAUUGACAUUGAA
Molecule: messenger RNA, 1866 nt
Organism: Toxorhynchites rutilus septentrionalis
Lineage: Eukaryota; Metazoa; Arthropoda; Insecta; Diptera; Culicidae
Product: growth arrest and DNA damage-inducible protein GADD45 alpha-like
Exons: 2
Coding region: 888-1349 (153 amino acids)
Biological process (GO): regulation of cell cycle
Cellular component (GO): cytoplasm; nucleus
Source: RefSeq, a predicted model, not a curated record